Cinara cedri is the source of this 4698-nucleotide messenger RNA. NCBI's taxonomy places the organism in Eukaryota, Metazoa, Arthropoda, Insecta, Hemiptera, Aphididae. The record is from the annotation of a GenBank genome assembly.
AUGGAAAUAGACCCAGUAGAAGUUUUACAUCAUCUUAAUGCUUUGGGAUAUGAAAAUGUCGAGCCGCAUUUGCUUCAAAAAUUUAUUAAAGGUAUAACUUUACUGUUUACAUUAAUUGAAUUAUAAAAUAAUAUAACUGAUUUAGCAAGGUAUGUAUCCAUGAGGAAGGGUCAAUGUAGUCUUGACCCCCCCCCCACCGAAAUUGAAUAUAUGUUCAUAGAUUAUAGAAAAGUAUUUAUAUAAUAAAAUAAAGUAUUUUCUUGUUUAUAUGUUUGUAUUCAUCACGAUUUCUGAAUUUUUUGAUAUAGAUAAUUUUAUUAGUGAAAUAUAACAAUGUCUAGGUUUACGGAAUUCAGAAUCUUGUGAUAGUUUUAAUUUUAAUAGUUAAGUAUUACUAUUUUAGUGGUUUUCUUCAUUAUUUUUGAAAGAUGAUGUGGGUGGACAUGUCAGGAUUUUAACUGAACUCUUUCUCACUGAUAUAUGUCGUACAUAUACAAAUUCAUUGAAAUUGUAAUUUAAAUAAAUAAAGUUUGUGUUGUUCGUGUCAACUUAGUGAAAAUCAUAUAAAUUUCGUUGUGCCCCAUAAAAUGGCUCAUUGAAAAUAAAUCUUAGGUAACAUGAAUAACAAUAAAGUAGAUGGUAAUUAAAAACUUGUUAUUCAGUUCACUAUACAGUUCUAAAACAAUAUUGUUUUAUUGUUUAUUAAAGUUGUACUACUUAUCAAAAUGUAUGUUAAAAAAAGAAAGAAUACUAACUUUUUUUUGAUGAAAAUUUGAAAAAGCUGUUAUAUUUGUUGUGACAUGAAAAAUGAGAAUCUAGAAACAAAAAGCCAAGGAAAAAAAAUUAACUUGAAUGAUUAAAAAAAGUGUUACAUAUUAUGGUGUAAUUUAGGGACCUGCAUAUAACCUAAAACAUACACUUCACCUAGGCAAGACACAGAAACUUUAAAUAUUUUACUCUUUUAAUUUAAAAAUGUUUAUAGGUUUUUGAAAUAAUGACUAGGUAUUUUUAUUUUACAUUUAAAAAAUAAAAAAUAAUGUUAUUUUUGUUCAAUUUAUAACAGUUUUUGACAUUUUACUUAGGGAAUUUUCCUGAGAACCUUUCUAAAUUUAAGAUAAAAACUAAAUAGAAAAGAAAGUGAUGCUGUAACUUGCUUCUCUAAUUUAACAUUAUAACCUCAAUCUAGGAGUUUCAUCAGUGGGCAUAUUCUUUAUCAAAUAUUUUUGGCCUUCUUUUUUAACACUUAAGUUUAUUAUACAACAAAAUAUUUAUAGAUUAUUAUGAAGACUGGAAAUAAUUGUAUAGAUAAACUUACUCUAUUAUCAGUUCAUUGUGAAACAUCUAUCCAAACUGACAAAGUAUUUAAUAUAAUUAAAUACAAAAAAAAAAAACAGACAAAUCACAUUAUAAACAUGUGGUCAUAGUACAUUUUAAUUUAAUGUUUUUUUUAAGUUGAUUUGUCUUAAAAUUGUAUACACAUUUAUUUAGUUAUUUCUUCUGGUAUUCAAUUCUAAGGUUGAUUUUGCAGUUUUCCAUAUUCUCUUCACUCUUAUCUACUACUGACUAGCCUCAUUAGUUCUCUGUAGUUUGUUAGUCCUAUAUCAGAAAUCAUUUUUUUUGAUAUCUAAUAUUCUUGGUCAUCCUCUGCCUCGUUUAUCAUUUAUCCUCCCUUCUAUUAUAAUAUGUGGAUGCUUAUUUAUGUGUUAAAACAUAUUUAAUCUUAAAAUGAUGGAAUACUUAAAUCAUACUAUACUCUAUUCACAGUAAAUUGACUUUCUUCAACGCAUGUAUAUUGAGCCAUCUUAGUCUGUGAUUGAUCAAUAGUGUUCGGCGAUCGUCGUUGCUUGUCCUAGUAGACAGUAGGUUGCUAUCGUGACUGUGUAUUUAGAGGAGGUUUUUGUCGAGCGAGAGGGUCAACUUAUGGUAAUAUAUAAGUAUAAAAUCUUUCUAAUUUCAUAUUUUUCUCCAACAUCACAUCUCAAAACUUUCAGGAAAUAUUUUUUUGUUCAGAUUUGUUCAAAUCUUAAGCAUCAUAAUAAUAUAGUUCCACAUUAUAGACAUAUACUUUAAUUAGACAAUUUUUCACUCCUACACUCAAGUUAUUAUUAUAUCUUGUUGAGGCUUUCAAUUUUUCAAAUAUAUUAUUAUUAUAGUCAGUAUUUCAAAAAAACUUAGGUAGUUGUUUUUACUUUUGAAAUUAAGUAAGUAAAUUUUUCUAAUCAAAAUAUAAGUUUAUAAAAAAAUUAAGUUUUGUACAAAAUUUUAAUUUAAUAUUUUUUAUUUAUAAUUUAUUAUUGAUUGUAUUUUGAAUUACAGAUUUGAAGAAACUUAUUAAAUAUGAAAAACAAAAAUCAAAAGGAAAUGUUAAAAUUGAUUCAAUGUCUAAUGAUAAAAGUCCAUUAAAAGAAACAAUAAUUUUGACAAACAAUCAUUGCACAAAUAAAUGUUGUAUAAAAAAAAUAAAUAAUGUGUAUGAAAGGUUAUCACGUCCAAUUUCAAAAACAAAACUAUGUUCUAAAGCUGUAUCAACCGUUGGUGUUCAAACUGAUAAUCAUGACAAGCAAAAAAGUAAGAUUUUAAUUAAUUUAGUAUACAAAUAUAAUCUUACACCAAUAAAACACAUUGUUAAAGAUAAUUUUGUUAGACAUUCAUCUGAAAUUAAAAGUAAAAAAAGUAAUAUGUAUAAAGGUGGUCAAACUAUGGUUCCCAAGUUGCAUGUGUUUCACAUCAUAGUUUUAUGUAGCUAGUGUCUUAUUUCUGAAAGCAAACAUUUACUUACUAAUAUUAUGAAAUAUUUAAUUUAUUAUAAAUAAUAUUUUGGCCUAAGAUGUAUAAAUUUACUAUUUUUAAAUAUCUUAAUUAUCUGUUUUUACAUUUUGUUUUAGAAGGAUCACUAUCAGUUGAAAUGAUUAUAUUUUUUCCUAACAGAAUGUCAGCUUUUUGUUGUGUUUCAUCAACAGCAGUCUGAAUAUUAAUACCUUGAAUAAUUUACUUUAUAACAAUUAGAUCUAAUAAUUCUUUUUUUACAUCUCUUUUCUUUGUAAUAUUCUUGAAGUUUGGUUAAAAAUACAUUGAAUGUCAUAAUUUGUUUAAGAUGUUCAUUUCUUAAAUUUGUAUUUGAUAGUUCGAACAAAAUCUCUUUGUUAACUAACAAGUCUGUUUUAAUUUCAGUUUUCUAUCCUCUGGAUAUCAAAAUAUAAUAUAAAAGUCAAAUAAUUGUUCAUUGUUAAAGUUCUAAUUUAUUUUUUCAGAUGAUAAUAAAUAUUCACAAAUUUUAAAAAAAAAACAAAUGGACCCGGUAUCGUUACACCAAUAUUAUCAAACAGAGUGGGAGCAUCACAAAAUACCCGGUGAAAAAAAUCACGAUAAAUUACGAUGGCAAAUUAGACAGAAGAUGAUACAUAAGUAAAUUUACAUUUUAAUUUUUUUUAUCAUAAUGUGUAAUGACAUUUUUUUAUGUAUUAAAAUAUAAUAAAUUUUAAUUUACAAUAAUAAUAAAAAUAAAUUUGUGUAUUUAAAUAUUUUGUUUGUCAUGGAUAAAAACCAUAUAGACAAAUUCGUAAGUGUGUAACAGGUGCUUUAAAUCUUAAAAAUACAUUUUUUGUGUGCUAACUCUCUAGAAAUAGUGCAUCAAAAAAGGUUGUUAAACCGAGAAUUGAACCUUAGCUAUUUAUUUAUUUCCAAAAAAGUUAAUACUUGUGUUCCCAAAUUAAUCAAUGUGCUUGUUGCUGCUGGAUUUCAUUGUGCUUAAUUACACCUGUUGAAAAAUUCACUGAUGCCGCUCAGACAUAAUGCAAUAUCACUUAGGUAUAAUUUGUAUAUUACCAAGUACUGAAAAUAACAAUGAUAUAAUAAACUAUUAUAACUUUACAUUAUUGAUAUAGUCUAUCUCGUUUUUGACAUAGACCUUAUACGAAAUAUGGAAAAAAGUUUAAAAAACAAUAUUUGGUUAGAAAAAAGUCCUAGACAAGGAAGUCCCAUAAAAAUAUUGUUAAAUUUGUAAUGUACCUACAUUUAAAAAAUUAUAAUAUACACUAGGUCAGUGCUUCCGCAACUUUCUGGACUCGCGGCUUCCUUUUUGAACUAUAAACUGUUAUAACUUAUAAAUGGUAAAUCUGAUAUUAGUAUUAUGCAUAUUAAAAUUUCUAGAAAAAUAUUCUCUAUUCAAAUCUGUGUUCAAUAUGGGAGGAGGGGAUUACUAUUAAAAUCAAAUGUAUGCACUUAUUUAAGGUAUAUAGAGUAGAAGUAAAAAAUUAAAAAUGGUUUUAAAAUAAAACUUAAACGAUUCCAUAAUGAUUAGAAAAAAUAUAAAUCAAAUUCACUUAAAAUCCUCAGAGAUAAUUAUUAGUUCAUGAUAAAAAAAAUCACUCUGUAUACAAGAUAUAUAUUUGCAAAUUCCAAACCGCUUUGUUAACUAUAGUUAAACAUGGCUAAUGAUAAGAAAUUAUUGUUAGACACAAAAAAGCAGAAGAUGCUAGAUUACAAUUGGUUCAAAAAUAUCUUGAAAUAUUAAAUGAAAGGCCAGAGGUUAUGUUUUUGUAUUAUAUCAACGAAGAGUUACAGGUAAAACUUUCUAUUAACCGCUAUCUUACCAGCACCACCAACAAUCUACAACCAACCACAACCCUAAUAAAGAAUCAAAUCCGUGAAGAAAAAGCUUUCCCGCUGACAUGGUUAGCUAUAACCAGUCCUUUCUAA